GCUGCGGGGCUGCUGCUCCGGGUAAGUGCUCUUUGGGGGCUCCAUCCUCGCGUCCCCCGGCCCCUCGGGGCGGAAAAGUUUGCCCGCCUCACCUGAGUUCGCCGUCGCGGAGCUACUUUCUCCAGGGUCCAGGGUCUCCAGGGGGGUGGGAGGGGGUGCUGCCGCGGGCUCAGCGGCGCGAAGGAUGGCCGCCGCCUCCCGGCCCCUCGGGGACUGCAACAAGUGCAGAGGCGGCGCGGCGGCGGCGGAGCGCGGGGUUCCCCGGCCGCGCGGCCCCUCUCGCCCCCUGCCGGACCCGCUCCGGGGACUGGGGAUGGGUGGAUGGAAGCUGGGUCUCUGUCGUUCGGGUGCCGGGGAAAUCAGCGGUCUUCCUGCGGUGGAGAAGGGAGAGCCUCGAAAGCUGGGAUCGCCCCUCCCAUCAGUGCCUGGCUCCGGGGUGAGGGGUGCGCGGCAGGUCCCCGGAGAGCAGCAGAGCGAGUGGAAUUCCGCUCAGGACAUAAGCGCCAACGUUUCUUUCGCGUGGAAACAUGCGGAAACCAUGGAGCUGAACUGCAGCGAAGUACCUCUGUAUGGGCAGAUGACGGUCUGCGCGAAGUUUGGCAAAAAUGUUUAUCUUCCUAAAGAUGCUGAGUUUUACUUUAUUUAUAAUGGAUCUCAUCAGAGACACAUCGUGAUUGCAGAGCGCAAAGAAGAUAAUGUUCUCCAGUCCAGCAUUCCAGGCCACGGGCUUCAGGAGACGGUCACCGUGUCUGUGUGCCUCUGCUCAGAAGGUUACUCCCCGGUGACCAUGGGCUCUGACUCUGUGACCUACGUGGACAACAUGGCCUGCAGGCUGGCCCGUCUGCUGGUCACCCAGGCCGAUCGCCUCACCGCCAGCAGCCACCAGACCUUGCUGACCCCGUUUGCCUUGACGGCGGGGGCAUUGCCCGCUCUGGACGAGGAGCUUGUGCUGGCCCUGACUCAUCUGGAGUUGCCUCUGGGGUGGACUGUCUUGGGGAAUUCUUCACUGGAAGUUUCUCUGCAUAGGGAGUCUCUUCUGCACCUGGCUAUGAGAUGGGGCCUUGCUAAGCUUUCCCAGCUCCUCCUGUGUCUCCCUGGGGGAGCCCAGGCCCUGACUUUACCCAACGAGGAGGGUGCCACGCCAUUAGACUUGGCUUUACAUGGUGGACAUUCCAAGCUGGUUGAAGACAUCACAAACUUCCAGGGCAGGCGUUCCCCAGGUUUCUCCCGUGUGCAGCUCAGCGAAGAUGCCUCUCUGCGGUAUAUUCACUCAUCAGAAACCCUGACCCUGACGCUUAACCACACAGCUGAGCAUUUGCUGGAGGCGGAUAUUAAACUCUUCAGAAAAUACUUUUGGGAUAGAGCCUUUCUCAUCAAGGCUCUUGAAGAGCAAGAAGGCACGUCAGAGGAGAAACCAGAUAUGCCCUCCAGCGCUGCAGAAACUGAAGAAGAGAUUAAGAAUUCGGGGUGCAGCAGAUCAUCACCCGGGAAGGAGGAUGUAAAGCGUGUGAAAAGCCCGGUGGUUCCACUGAAUGAACAUGAGGACCAGGAGAGGCUAGAUUUGGAUCGUUCCUUUGAUGCCCUCAAAAAAUCCAAGCACCCCCCAACAUUUCUUGCUGCUGGCCAGCUCUCUGACAUGCUGAACGGUGGUGAUGACGUCUACGCUAACUGCGUGGUGAUAGAUCAGGUUGGUGAUUUGGACAUUAACUAUAUUAAUAUAGAGGAAAUCCCUGCAAAUGCCUGUCUUGAAUCUGUGGAUUCUUCUCUGGGGCCUGAGAGCAGCAAACCCGUCCUUCCUACUGAAAUCAGUGCUGGCGCAUACCCACCAAAGAAGAACCCGGAAGUGACGCCACACACGGAAGCCCAAGCGUCUUUCAUACCGUCUAGUUCAUACGCUUCCAAUUUGAAUCUUUCUUUUGGUCUUCAUGGAUUUGAAAAGGAGCAAAGUCGUCUAAAGAAAAGAAGUUCCAGCCUUGAUGCCCUGGAUGCUGACAGUGAAGGAGAGGGCCAUUCGGAGCAGUCACACAAUUGCUACACUCCUGCGUGUCAGAGUUCCUCGAGAACUGGCACUGCUAGCGGGGAUGAAUUGGACUCUUUUGAGACCAACACUGAACCAGAUUUUAAUAUCUCCAGGACGGAAUCAUUUUCUUUAUCAAGUAGCCUGCAGCUGAAGGAAUCAUUGUUUUCUGGAAUCCGUUCACGUUCAUAUUCCUGCUCAUCACCCAAAAUUUCUUUAGGAAAAACUCGAUUGAUCCGUGAUUUCACAGUGUGUAAUUCAGUUGAAGAGCAAAGAGCUUACAGCUUGCCGGAGCCACCGAGAGAACAAAGAAUUCAGGAAGAAGAAUGGGAUAAAUACAUCAUACCUGCCAAAUCAGAAUCUGAAAAAUACAAAGUGAGCCGAACUUUUAGCUUCCUCAUGAAUAGGAUGACCAGCCCUCGGAAUAAAUCGAAGACAAAAGGCAAGGAUGCCAAAGACAAAGAGAAACUGACUCGACAUCAGUUUGUCCCUGGAACUUUCUCUGGGGUUCUGCAGUGUUUGGUUUGUGAUAAAACGCUCCUGGGGAAAGAGUCAUUCCAGUGCUCCAACUGUAAUGGAAACGUACAUAAAGUCUGUAAAGAUGCUGCCCCUCCGUGUACCAAGAAAUCCCAAGAGAAAUAUAAUAAGAACAAACCACAGACCAUCCUUGGAAAUUCUUCGUUUCGAGACGUCCCAUCGCCUGGGCUCUCCUUGCAUCCUUCCUCCUCCAUGCCUAUUGGGUUGCCAACCGGGAGGAAGGAGAUGGCAGGGCAAGUGCAUCCCUUGUCCAGAAGCGUCCCAGGCACCGCCUUGGAAAGCUUCAGGAGGCCGGGGGCAUCCUUGGAGUCCGAGAAUGAUGGCAGCAGCUGGAGAAGCAGGUCUCACUCUGACGAGCUGUUCCAGCCCAUGGGCUCGUCCCCCUCCACGGACUCCUUCUUAACGGAAGAUGUCGUGGAUUCAUCUCUGUGGAGUGACCUCAGCGGUGAUGCCCAGGAGUUUGAAGCGGAAUCUUGGAGUCUGGUGGUGGACCCUUCAUUUUGUAGUCGGCAGGAGAAGGAUGUCAUCCAAAGACAGGAUGUCAUUUUUGAGCUAAUGCAGACAGAACUGCAUCACAUCCAGACCCUGUUCAUCAUGUCUGAGAUCUUCAGGAAGGGGAUGAAAGAGGAGCUGCAGCUGGACCACAGCACUGUGGACAAAAUCUUCCCCUGUCUGGACGAGUUACUUGAAAUCCACAAGCAUUUCUUCUGUAGUAUGAAGGAGCGAAGGCAGGAAUCCUGUGUUGGCAAUGACAGGAAUUUCAUCAUCAGCCGAAUUGGAGAUAUUCUAGUACAACAGUUUUCAGAAGAAAAUGCAAAUAAAAUGAAGAAAAUAUAUGGGGAAUUCUGUAGCCAUCACAAAGAGGCUGUUAGCCUCUUUAAAGAACUCCAGCAGAAUAAAAAGUUUCAGAAUUUUAUUAAGCUCCGAAAUAGUAACCUUCUGGCUCGACGCCGAGGAAUUCCAGAAUGCAUUCUGCUGGUCACUCAGCGCAUCACAAAAUACCCUGUCUUGGUGGAAAGGAUAUUGCAGUACACAAAGGAGAGCACUGAAGAACAGAGAGACUUAUGCAAAGCUCUUUGCUUAAUUAAAGACAUGAUUGCAGCUGUGGAUUUAAAAGUCAGCGAAUACGAGAAAAAACAAAAAUGGCUUGAGAUCCUAAAUAAGAUCGAAAACAAAACAUACACCAAGCUCAAAAAUGGCCAUGUGUUUAGGAAACAGGCACUGAUGAGUAAAGAGAGGACCCUGUUAUACGAUGGCCUUGUCUACUGGAAAACUGCUACAGGUCGUUUCAAAGAUAUCCUAGCUCUACUUCUAACUGAUGUGCUGCUCUUUUUACAAGAAAAAGACCAGAAAUACAUCUUUGCAGCUGUUGAUCAGAAGCCAUCAGUUAUUUCCCUUCAGAAGCUCAUUGCUAGGGAAGUUGCGAAUGAGGAGAGAGGAAUGUUUUUGAUCAGCGCUUCAUCUGCUGGUCCCGAGAUGUAUGAAAUCCAUACCAACUCCAAGGAGGAAAGAAAUACCUGGAUGAGACGGAUCCAACAGGCAGUAGAAAGUUGCCCAGAAGAAGAAGGGGGAAGGACAAGUGAGUCUGAUGAAGAGAGGAGGAAAGCUGAAGCCAGAGUGGCGAAGAUUCAGCAAUGCCAAGAAAUACUCAGUAACCAAGAUCAACAAAUUUGCACAUAUUUGGAAGAGAAACUGCAUAUCUACGCGAAACUUGGAGAACUGAGUGGAUAUCAGGAUGUCCAUCUAGAGCCCCACCUCCUCAUUCAACCAGACCCCGGAGAGCCUCCCCAGGCAGCCUCAUUACUGGCCGCAGCACUGAAAGAGGCUGCGAGUCUGCAAGUGGCAGUGGAGGCUUCCCAGACGAGCGAUGCGUUCCAGUCCCCCGAGGAAGGUUGCGGAGAACCUGCUAUGCCGGACGUGCUCCGUUCUCAGGACGCACCAGGAUCGUCUACUGCUUCACUAGUCACAGAAGGGACAGGAGGAAGAGGCUGUCGGCAUGUGGAUGCCGGGACCCAGGGUGUGGGAGCCCACCUGGCGCUUUCUGAUGCGGGGGAGAAGGUGGAAUAUAGAAGUUUCCCAGGUUCUUUGCAGUCAGAGAUUAUACAAGCGAUACAGAAUUUAACUCGUCUCUUAUAUAGCCUUCAGGCCGCCUUGACCAUUCAGGAUAGCCACAUUGAGAUCCACAGGCUGGUUCUCCAACAGCGGGAGAGCCUGGCCCCGGGCCCCGCGUUCCGAGGCAGCCCCUUUCAGGACCAGGAGAAGUCCCGCAGCCUGGAGAAGCAGCGGGAGGAGCUGGCCGACACCCACAAGCUGCAGCUCCAGUUCCAGCAAGACCAGCACCGCUGGCUCCGCAGGUGUGACCAGCAGCAGCGCGAGCAGGAGGCCCGGGCCAGCCGGCUGCAGGAGCGCGAGAGGGAGUGCCAGGCGCAGGAGGAGCUGCUGCUCAGGAGCCGGGGCGAGCUGGACCAGCAGCUCCAGGACUACCAGCAGAGCCUGGAGCGGCUGCGCGAGGGCCAGCGCCUGGUGGAGAGGGAGCGGGAGAGGAUGCGGGCCCAGCAGAGCCUGCUGCGCCACUGGAAGCACGGGCGGCAGAGCAGCCUUCCCGCCGCGUUUUCUCCAGGAGCCCUGGAGGUAAUGGCACUUAAUCAAUCUGAGACUUUAUGUCAUGAAAAUUCAUUCUUCAUCAAUGAAGCUUUACUGCAAAUGUCACUUAACCCUUUGAACAAACCGACGCCACCAGAUAUCCAUCAGGAUGCCGCUUACCCCCCAGGCAUAUCUCCUUCUGAUUUGGUAAGGACUACUGAAAAUCAAGUAGACCUCAAGACGGACGUUUCUCAACCCUCAGAUAUCAACCAUGAACUGUGGAUCGCGGCUGGGGCCUGUCAUCAGAUACCCCCUCUCCACCAAAGCAGCAAGGAUUCUUGUAAAAAUGAGAAAGAAGUUACAUCAGUCAACCAUGUUUUCAAAACCAAAUGUAAGAGAGAUUUUGGCGACAAGACUGAACAUCUCAAUUUCGGAUGCAGAGCUUCCAUGUCUACAGAACACCCAACCCUCACUGGCUGCAUUAUAUAAAUGGUUGCAUUACAUCAAUAUAUCCCCAGGAGAACUUAUAGUAAUAAUUGAGUUCCCUGAAUAGGCUUUCCGCCCAGAAAGAAAAUGUUAAGAAUGCCCAAUAGGAAUAUUAUGGUUUAAAUCAUUUUCCCUUUUAAAUUUAAAAAUUGUGUUCUGGUUUAUGACCUUAAUUUCUUUUUGAGUUCAGUUAUCCUGAAUUGAUUUGUUGUUGUUAGUCCUGGAUAAACUGGGAAAAAUCAAGGCUCAGAAUCACCAGGAAGCACCCCUUAUUAGCACUUCUCAUAAUUUGAAUUAAUGACAUGUGUAAUCAUUUAUGUAAGGACUGCCUGCCCCGCUGUAGAAGAAGCUUCAAGGGCGCGGGGAACUCCAUGUACCUCCUUUGUUAAUUGCUCCAUCACAGGGCACCAAGCACAGUGUUGGGCAUGACGUGAAUGAAGGAGUUAAGAUCCACACUCUUUAGCAGAAAUGAAAGCAACGUUUGGCUUGACUGAGGCAUUGAGAGAUGUUGAGGAAAGACAGCAGAUGUGUGAGGUGUGAUGGUAGUUAAUACAGACAGAUUAGACAAGUGCUUCAGGAUAGCUACCUGGAUUGAGUGAGUUUGAAAACUUCUGUCAGGUGGGUGUAUGUAAGAUGGCACUUUUAAAAUGUCAGGAUAACUAUAUGAUUGCUUGCCUUAAAUACUUUUCUGGAUGCUAAGUAGCACACUUUAAUACCAGCUCCGGGAUAUGGUGAAGGACAGAGAAGCCUGGCUAGGUGCAGUCCAUGGGGUUGCAAAGAUUUGAACACAACUGAGCUACUGAACAACUUUUUUUCUUCAUUAAUGUUGAAAUAAAUUUGUCUUCGAAUGUAUAGUCUCACGUUUGCGUUUGAUAUAGGUACUCUUUGUUCAACUCUGGAGAACAUCUUCUUCUUUUUCCUUUUAGAAUAUUGUACGUAUAGCCCCAGAUGAAUAUGUGUAGCAAAUGAAAGCUCAAAAAGUUAAAACAUCUUCUCCAUAAAUGCCUUAAUUUAUUCUAAACAACUGGAACUGAAUUCAUCCCUGUCAUUUUAGAAAGACGGCAUGUAAACAAUUUUGCAUUGAAUUGUUACAUCAGUAACAAUUAGUCAGCCUAUUUGUUCACUGGGGUAUUUCUUUUUAACCAUAAAGUAGCUCGAACACCAGUAAAUUAAACAUGGGCAGCUAGCUCAGCAUCAGUGAAACACUUUCUUAAACCUUUUUCCUUCUGCUAAAUCCUAUUUAACAGUCCAGUGUAUCUCCCCAGUUUGUUUCGUUAAGUACACUCCUAGAAUGUGAACCAGUUUCCCUAGCACCACCUUCUGCUCAUCAGCCUUAAAAUAUUGCCUGAAAGAUCACAUAUUUAUUAUAGUAAUCUUAAAAUUAAAUGUGAUCACAUCUUAAGAAAUAUAUCCAUUUGCUCUGCCCCAGACAGACCGAUGUAAAGGCACCUAUGUGUUCUCAGCUAGUCAGUUUCCAGAAACAGCUGGCUGAGGGGGUGAAGUCGUGUCCUAUUCUUCUGCUCAGACUUUGAGCCAGAUGAGAAAUAAGCCAAGGCUGGGUUUUAAUCUGUGGCAAUGCUGAUUUGCUAUGGUAAAUCACUGUAGAGUUUGUUUAGAGAAGGGGCUGGGGUACCCGUUCUCAUUCUAAGUGAGAUAUUAAUUCAAUUUAGUUUGAAAUGUUAAUGCUUGGUUUGAAGGCUUACCUAAGGAAAACUGUGGUCUUGCAGAGGUUCCCAGUUCUGUAGGAUAGGACUCUGAGCCUUUUUGCUAAAUAAUUUCACAGUGUGACUGUGCAAAUUUAAUUAUUUUCAUGGUGACUCUUCCAUCGCUUUCUUUUCCAUAGUUCUCUUUGUGCAAAUUCCAUUAUACACUACAGCUUUUUCUUCCUAAAACAUAACAUGCUGAAUGUUUGGAUUAAUUAUAGAAUAUUUGAAUCAUCUGCCAAAAAAUACAGGAGACUCUACUGCUCAGGUAUAUUGAGGUCCUUUUGUAAGGACUGGUGCUAUUGCUAUAAGGCAUUGGAAGAAGCAUUUACAAGCAAAACAUUGGCAGAGCUUUAAUUUUAUUUAAUGACCUGCUUCCUACCAGUGAUCUUGGCACCCCGUGCAGUGAUUUGCAAUCAAUGAAUCACACAGGAUGUUGUAACACUGCAGUAAGGGCCUUGCGCUGUAAGAGUCUCACAAAUCCGCCAGCAACAAAAAGAGGAACUCUAUGCUCAAAGCCCUCUCCAUGCAAAACUCCAAGUCAGGAGGUGAUUUUAAUGCUCUGUUUUCUAACAUGUCCUCAGAAGCCUCAGUACUCCCUUGUAGGUUCUGAAUUUUGAUUGCUGUCUCUCAAAGACGGUUUGGGCUGUCAGUUUAGGAGUCUGUAAGGGUUCAGUUUAGACCAGUCAUUUAGAUGGGGGGGAUUCUUUUUUUUUUAAUAGAAAAAACACAAUUAUUGCAGGACAAUUGCUCUACAAUAUUAGUUCUUCUGGAUUGCUGGGAAAAAAACUAUGGGUUUGGUUAUUUUCCCUGAAUUCUGGGCAAUCAUGCUCAAUUGCAAUAGGUCAUAUUUUUCAGAGUAUUUUAGGGGAUGAUUCAGAAAGGAAGCAUGUUUUCAUCCUGGGGAUACACUGACAUUUGCUAGAGGCAGAUGGCAGAAGAUGGGAUGGUGAGAUAUUAGAAGUCACGGAGAAAGAGACUUUACAUACUUGGCUUUGCCAAAAACUUCUGGAAUCUGGGUGUUUAGUAUCUUAGGCUUGUAUUCUUGUCAUUUCAGACGCACCCUUGAAGUUGGGCUAUGCUGAAUCUUUUUUCUUAUUUUAGCAUAGUAAAUAUGGAGCCAUUAAAUAUUCUUAAAAUUAUAUAAGCCUAAACUCUUGGAUAGAUGUAGGUUGUGUUUUCUUGACUUGUUUCCAUAUGGCUUUGUUUUGGGGAUGUUCUUAUAACAAGAAUAUGGAAUUGUGUAAUUCUUAAUGUAUAUUCCAUCUGAUUAAAAUGGGACCUUCUUUUAAGAAGCUAAAGCCUUUUAGAGCUAUAUCACUUCCAGUGAGUACAUUCAACUUCUGACUCUUGAUGAAUUUAUUCCUACCAAAAAAAGUCAUCCUAUUUUUGAUUACUUGUAAAUGUAUCCAGAUUGGCAUGAUAGAUUAUACACAAAGCAGAGCUCAUAUUGUAUUUUUAGGUGCUUGAUGCUUCUGUUUAGCAUGAGCUCUAAAAUAUACCCACAAAGUUUUGCAUGUGCAGACUACUUUUCACUGGCACGUAAAUUGGAGAAAGCGUAAGGAUCGUUUGGGCCAAAAUGUGAUGGUCUGUUAGUCAGUGUGUAGUCACGAGGCCCUGUCCUGCAUCUGGGCUCCAGUGUGAGGAAGUCCAGUCACACACUGAUGUGUCCCCGAGGAUUGUGAACUGAACCCCAUCCCUCUUGAAAGGAGAACGCAGCAGGACUGCAAGGGAGAAGGCGUGUUUGGCUGCCUUUUAGGGUGCUCCACUCAACUACCUGCAAAGAUUUUUUUUUUUUAAUUUAGUUAUUUUAUGCUGAACAAGCAGCCCAAGGUAAAGCAUUGUGAAAGAUCAGAUACAGCAUUUGUCUUUAAUGAGCUCCCUGUGCUCUGAGCUGGGUAUGGACAUGGGAGAAAAGGUUAAAUCUAAACUGUGUAAGUGAAGUACUGGGAAAAAUCAUGUUAAAAUGAUCCUACUCAAAGAAGUUAGCGUUGCUCCUAACAAGACUAUGGAAGAGUUUUUGCACAUACUACUGCCAGUGAGAUAAACUAUUUCAUCUUCAGAUUAAAAUAUUUCCUCUUCAGAUAAGAGAUAGAGAUAUUAAUACAUAGAAAUGGUGGCUAGUUUUUAGAGAUGAUGAUGAUGAUGAUUAUUGUUUUAGAUUAUUGGCUAACUUUGAGAAUGUGUUCAGGAAAAUUUCAGAAAAUGUAUUUCAUGAAGGGCUUAAUUAAAUGACUGAUGUAACCUGGACCCAGAAAAAAAAUGCUAGGGUGGAAACCUGUCUAGCAAUAUCAUUUUUGACCACAAUGAUCAAGACGAGACAUACAUUCAUGUCAGGAGAGUAGGUGAUGUGUAGUUGUCUAUCAUCAGAGAUGAAAAGAUAAAGAAUCUUCCUUCUCCCACUUCCUAAACCAAGUUUCAGCAAAAACUAGACUAAAAUGAUACUCUUCCAAUGUAAUGAACUUAAGGUACAGUUUCUGGUACUUCACUGUUAAAUGAGGGGUUUGAAUGAAUGAAUAAAUGAAUGAUUAACAAGUGAAUACAUGAAGGAAUAAACUUGAUUAAUAUUGAACAAUGGAGCUGAGUGGCAGAGUGAAGAUAGCAGGCCUGGGUUAGAUUCCAGCUCUGUCAUUUACCACCUGUGAAAACCUAAGCAAGUGUUUAAACUUGGUCUGUUUCAGUGUCCUCAUCUAUUAAAUUGGACUUCUGAUACUAUCUGCUUUGUAGGAGGAUUUUAUAAGACCAAACAUGUAGAAUUCUGAGCACUUUGGAAGUUCUCAGUAGAGAAAAGGUAUUUUCAGUAGAUAUAGUUAUUGUUGCUGUUACUAUUUUAUCUUGUGUUAAAAGAAGAAUAAAUCAUUAGGAACAGCAAUCAGUCAUUUCAGCCAGUAGGUUACUUCCAAAAUAGCUGCUCUGGGGACCGGAAGGACAUAUUAUGUCUUGUUUGAGUCUUAUCUAAACAGACACUUCUCAAAAAAUGUUGCAUAGAAAGUUCCCAUAAUCAGAUGAUACUGGGAAGUGGUGGUUUGGAGACUAAACAACUUCUUCAAAACUUUCGUUGUGCUCAUGUGUACUGUGAAUCUCCAAAAGUGGCACUUCCCAAACCUAUUUAACCACAACAUCCUCUUCUCCAGCCCAGAAUCUUGCAGGGCUACUAUUUCUUAAAAUACACUAGGGGGAAAAAAAAAAUAACAGUGAUGUAAGUGGGUGUUGAAAUAAAUUCAAUGUACAUAGCACACCCUUCAUUUUUUUCCCCCCGUAGGAACAAUUGAAAUCCAAACAACAUAUCCCGACAUGAUUUACCACGUGGGCUGUCUUUUGAAUACCCAAUUCAGCACAAUGAAUAUAAGAUAUAGCUUUGUUUAGCCCCGAGGCAAGCAUUUGGGCCUGCGAAUAAGGGCUUGUGUCCAGUACUUAGGUCUUUUUUGGGUCACAUUUCUUGGACUUAUUCAAACAUACCAUGUGCUGAAAUUAGUCAUCGCUGAUGAAGCCCAGGAGGUUACGUGUUUGGGCCUGAAGGCCUGCUCUGACUCUGAUCUCUCUGUCUCAUCACACGCUGCUCUGUCCCUCCUCUCUGUGGUCCAGCCGUAGGAAGUUCCUCCACUUAUGUGAAUGACCCCCCUGCUUUUGUAUAUCUGUUUCCUCUGUCAGGAAUAUCCUCUCCUCCACCCUUUAUUCCCAACCUGGUAAACUCUUGUUCAUCUUUCAACACCCAGCUCCAGGGGCGCUUUUUUCCAAAUGUCUAUCCAGACCUUCCUGAUCUGGGUUAGGAGUGCACCUUGCGAUUCUGUAGUGUCCAGUAGAUCCUUGUAUUACUUUCCACCAUAUUGUGUCACUUGUUUUCCCUUUGGACUCUAAGUUGCUGUAUAUUGUUUGUUUGAGACAUUUACUUACAUCAAAUGCUCUGGCAUUAACUCUAUUAUUCAUUUUUGUGGAAAGAAUGUCAAGGCACAGAAUACCGCCAUCAUUCUAGAAAGCUCCCUUAUUCUUCUUACCAACCAACCCUCCCUCCCAGAAGCAGCUACUCAUCUGCUUUCCAUCAAAUGCAGGUUAACUUUGCUUAUUCUAGAAUGAAAUGGAAUCAAAUACUAUGUACCUUUAUGUGUCUAGGUUUUUUUUUUACUCAACAUACUGUUUUUGAGAUGCAUCCAUGCCGUUGCCUGAGUCUAUAGUUGGUUCCUUUGUAUUACUGAGGAAUCUUGCUUAGAUGAUUUUAUCACAAUUACUUAUCCAGUCUUCUGUGGAUGGAUACCUGGCUUAUUUCUAGUUUUUGGCACUUAUGAAUAAAGCUGCGGUAAAUAGUCUUGUACAAGGCUUUUUGUGAAUUAUGUUUUCAUUUCUCUUGGAAUGAGUAGAAUUCCUCCUAGAAUAGGUGCCUCUUUAGCUCUUAAGAAACUGAAACAGUUUUCAAAGUGAUUGAAUGGACUAUAAACUUCUUGGGUGCUGAGACAAAGUCGCGUUCAACUUGGUUUCGCUGGUGUUGGACCCAGUGCAGGGCACAGAUUAGGUGCUCAGUGUUGAUUGAAGGGUGAGUGGACAAGAAGCUCAAAACAGUUUUCUGCCUGGCACACCCUCUACUAACGGAAAAAGAAAAUUAAUGCUUUGUCCAUCAGAGAGAUGGAAACUGGCUAACUGUGGGCUUAUUCCAAGCAGACAAGAAAUGGGGAAUAACAGCCCCCUUUUGACCCUGCCGUAGAUCCACAUGUGCAGGUAAAGCCACGUGUGGACACGGGACCAUAGAAGGAGGCUCCUCGCCAGCAGCUGCCGACUUCCCUCCCAAAGGUAAAACUCCCAGCGCUCCCAUUCAGAACCUUUCACAACCUAUUCUUCCAGCCCAGCCCACCUCUUUGAUUUACCUGCACAAACUCAAUUCCGCCAGACCAAACAGCCCUCUCUCUCUUUUUUUAAUAGCAUCCAGCAUUUCCUUUGCAAUAGGAGAGAGCUCUACCUGGAAUACCUCCACCUGAGGCCACCCCUUCCUCUUGACAUUCUCAGCAGCGAGGCUCAGUUCCAGUUCUGUCUUUGCUCCGAGGCCUGUCCUGGCCACCCACCUGAAGGUGCUCUCUUGGGAAGGUCUCUGAAGUGGUGUUUGCCUGUGGAGAGUGUUCGUUAGCCUCUUUCAUAGUUCUCUGUGAAGUAAUAGGCUUUCUGAGGGCAGUGACCCUUACUGGUCUGGAAGGAGCUGGGGCCAUUGGCCACGGCAUCACUGAGGCUGCUUGCUCUUUGCUGUUGGUGGCUGAUUCCACUGAAGAGAAGUUAAAUGACAUGUUACUUCUGUGACUCCUCCUUUGAAAGAGUUGUUUACAGAAGAAAGAGCUCUGUCUAAAAGGAGAGGAUAGAGUGCACACUUGGGGAUUUGUGUCACCUGGUAGAUGAUUAGGCUUUCCAGGUGGCCCUAGUGGUGUAGAACCCGCCUGCCAAUGCAGGAGACAGACAUGAUUCUAUCCCUGGGUCCGGAAGAUACCUUGGAGUAGGAAAUGGCAAGCCACUUCAGUGUAAAAGGAAAUGAGUUUCUCAGGCUCCAGUGUGAGUCACAGGUCACGUUUCGGGAAGCACAAGUAUUAACAUCUAGAAUAGCUCCACAUGAUAUUGUAUGCAUAAGAUAAUAUAUAAAGUCAUCUCCUCUAAGAAGAGAUGGCUCCAAGGGGUAAAGUGGUUUUAUCUAGUGAUGUAUCUUCUCAUUUGAUUCCUGUUUUAGUAAAGUCCUGAUUUUGCCUCUUUUUUUGCCUGCGUUUGCCUGCAGACUAUCAUCUACUUCACUAAUGGUACAAUUUCUAAAAGUAUUUAAUUUCCAGAAAUGUAAUAUAGCAGUCUUUGCUCAGAUUGCAAACAUUAAAUAUGAAAAGAAUGCUAAAUGUGAAAAUUUACAUUGAACAAAACAUUUCCUAUAUAUUAUGUAGUACUUUUAAAAUUAUAAUCAUUUUGAGUGACAUUAAUUCAAGGCUGCAGUUGGAAAAGAUAUUUCAGGGUUUGGUUUCUCAGCAAAUGUUUCAAACAGAUAAGAAUUAUGAAGUGUUUUUCAAUUUUAAAAAGAAAAAAAUUUUAUGUUGCUCUGAAAACUGUAAAUACCAAUUUCUUAGAACACGAAAAGGCAUGUAAGUUCUUUGACAUCGCAUAAUUUUGUGGUUGAUCAAGAGAAAAAUACACUCAUUUGUAUAUCUUUAAAUAAUUGGGUGCCAUUUUUUAAGUCUGGCAAUAACAUAAUUAUUAAGAACUAAGUAGAACUAAUUAGCUUGGGUGUGUUUGCUUUACCUGCUUGCCUUCUAGUUUAAAGAAGAACACUGGAUCUUGUUUGCUUAAGAAUUUUAACAGCUGCUUUUCCCUCUGCUGAACCAGUAAGAAGUAAAUGCAGCUUUAAAAUUCCUAGGUUGAUUUCCUGCAUUAUUCACCGGGCAGAGAAAUGUAUUCAGUCUUCUUUCAGCAAAAUGAGAGGCAUAAGUCUUUCAAUGUGAGUAGGGUCCUGAAGCAGUUUCCAGUUUUAUUGCCAUGGUACUUAGGAGUCCCUGGUCUCUACAUCCUUAAGAGGAAUUCAGUGCCAUGAAAAUACUGCCCUGUCUGGGUAGCUAGAGACCUACAUGUUUAAUUUAGCACAGUCUUAAAAAGCUGUCCCUGCUUCUUAACAUGGACUCUGAGGUUGGGACAACUUAAUUUGUUUUGAUUUAAAAUUUGAGCUUGACAUAUUUCUUGUCUACCUGAACGUAUGGAUGAUUUCAAACAUGUACAAAAUUAAGCAGAGAUACUCAUGUACCAUCACCUGACUUCAAAAAAUUAGAAACAUAUGGGCCGGUCGUGUUUUAUCUAGAUUCCUGCCCACCAACCCCACCCUCCAACCACACACACCUUGUACUAUUUUGAAGCAAAUUCUAAACAUCAUCUGUAAACAUUUACUGAUACAUAACAUUUCAGUAUAUAUCUCUAAAAGAUAAGGCUCUCUUUUUUUAAACUGUUAUCACACCUGGGAAAAAUUAUCCCAAAUUCCAUAACAUCAACAUACAGUCUGUUUAAAUUUCCAAUUGUUUUAUAAAUGUAGUGCGUGUGUCCUUUUUCCCGCUUAUUUUUUGGACUCAGUGUGCAAAUAAAGACCACGUGUUACAAUUG
This is a messenger RNA of Bubalus bubalis (water buffalo), 14424 nucleotides long. It is a transcript of the gene ARHGEF28, whose product is annotated as Rho guanine nucleotide exchange factor 28. Bases 185 to 5626 code for a protein of 1813 amino acids. The record is from RefSeq and is a predicted model, not a curated record. The transcript is spliced from 36 exons. Lineage: Eukaryota; Metazoa; Chordata; Mammalia; Artiodactyla; Bovidae. Gene Ontology annotation, molecular function: guanyl-nucleotide exchange factor activity. Gene Ontology annotation, biological process: cell morphogenesis; regulation of Rho protein signal transduction.